This is a messenger RNA of Arabis nemorensis, 339 nucleotides long. The record is from the annotation of a GenBank genome assembly. NCBI's taxonomy places the organism in Eukaryota, Viridiplantae, Streptophyta, Magnoliopsida, Brassicales, Brassicaceae.
AUGGAGAAGCAACUCUUUUGUCAAUUCUUAGUCGUAAUGGUGCUAUUGUCGUCAUCUCGUAUUCAAGGAAACCCGAGAAAAGGAUGUUACGAUUCAGGUAUCACAGCUUUGAUGGGAUGUCCAGACUCUAUCGACAAGAAGCUUCCGGCACCUCCGAAACCAUCCGAAGGUUGUUGCACUCUUGUCCGAACCAUUGGAAUGGAAUGCGUCUGUGAAAUCGUCAAUAAGGGAAUCGAAGCGGCCAUUGAUAUGCAAAAGCUUGUCAAAGUCGCUGCUGAUUGUGGUCAUCCCCUUGCUCCUGGCUCACAAUGCGUUAGUUACCGAGUUCCUGGUGUAUGA